Molecule: messenger RNA, 282 nt
Organism: Psilocybe cubensis
Lineage: Eukaryota; Fungi; Basidiomycota; Agaricomycetes; Agaricales; Agrocybaceae
Exons: 2
Coding region: 1-282 (93 amino acids)
Source: RefSeq, a predicted model, not a curated record
AUGUUUCGCCAAUUUCUGGCUCUUGCUGCCUUUUGCAUCGUUACAACCAAUUCUCUAGCCACUCCUAUUAUUCCUAAUGGUAUCACCUUGGCGGAGUAUACCAAGUUGUUCGCACUGUGCGAGAACGGAGGCAGCGAGACAUAUGUUGGCGUCCGCUUUGGAGACGACUACUACACAACCUUCGACUAUAAUGCGUGCUACCCCUACAAAAUUAACGGAAAGGUAGCUUCGCAAGCAGUCUUCUGCAAAGCCUCAACUUGUUACAAUAAUCCGUACGUGUAA